Colius striatus (speckled mousebird) is the source of this 5030-nucleotide messenger RNA. It is a transcript of the gene DAPK2, whose product is annotated as death associated protein kinase 2. The transcript is spliced from 13 exons. Gene Ontology annotation, cellular component: cytoplasm; nucleus. Gene Ontology annotation, biological process: intracellular signal transduction; positive regulation of apoptotic process; protein phosphorylation. NCBI's taxonomy places the organism in Eukaryota, Metazoa, Chordata, Aves, Coliiformes, Coliidae. The record is from RefSeq and is a predicted model, not a curated record. Gene Ontology annotation, molecular function: ATP binding; protein serine/threonine kinase activity. The coding region runs from base 224 to 1309 and encodes 361 amino acids.
CGGCGGCCGGCGCCGCCCCCUCACGGCACGCGCGGUGAGCCGGCCCGGCGGCGACGCGGAGAGCGGCGCCCGAGGGAGGCCGGCGGAGUUGGAACACUUGGAAAAGAACUGAAAUGAUCCUCAGUAUCCCUCUCAUGUGUUAGAUACCAAUGGUUUAUAAAAACGGAGGAGGAAAACAAAAGAGCCAGUCCUUUUUUCUGAGUUACAUCAUCUUUGUGCAUCAAUGAAAAGCCCAGGUAUGGCUGUGUUCAAGCAACAGAAGGUGGAGGAUGUUUAUGAAAUUGGGGAAGAGCUGGGAAGUGGUCAAUUUGCUAUAGUGAAGAAAUGUCGAGAGAGAAGCAGCGGUAUGGAAUAUGCUGCUAAGUUCAUUAAAAAACGACAGAGCCGAGCCAGCCGUCGUGGAGUGAGCCGGGAGGAAAUUGAACGUGAGGUUUCUAUUCUGCAGCAAAUCCUGCAUGCUAACAUCAUCAAGUUGCACGACAUCUAUGAAAACAAGACGGAUGUGGUCCUCAUCCUUGAGCUAGUUUCUGGAGGAGAACUUUUUGACUUCUUGGCACAGAAGGAGUCUUUGAGUGAAGAGGAAGCAACCAGAUUCAUCAGGCAGAUUUUGGAUGGUGUGAAUUACCUUCACUCUAAGAAAAUUGCUCACUUUGAUUUAAAGCCUGAAAACAUUAUGCUUCUAGACAAGAAUAUCCCUAUUCCACAUAUCAAACUUAUUGACUUUGGCCUGGCUCACAAAAUAGAAGAUGGAGUUGAAUUUAAAAACAUUUUUGGAACACCAGAAUUUGUAGCUCCAGAAAUAGUAAACUAUGAACCGCUUGGACUAGCUGCAGAUAUGUGGAGCAUAGGAGUCAUCACCUACAUACUGCUUAGUGGUGCAUCACCUUUCCUUGGAGAAACUAAACAAGAAACACUUGCCAACAUCACAGCUGUAAAUUAUGAAUUUGAUGAAGAAUUUUUCAGCAAUACCAGUGACCUGGCAAAAGAUUUUAUUCGGAAACUCCUGGUGAAAGACACACGGAAACGACUUACGAUUCAGGAAGCUCUGUCUCAUCCAUGGAUAACGCCAGUGGACAAGCAGCAGACUUUGGUUCGGCAAGCAUCUGUUGUUAACAUGGAAAACUUCAAAACGCAGUAUGCCAGAAGGCGAUGGAAGCUUUCAUAUCGUAUUGUCUCAUUGUGCAACCACUUAUCUCGUUCACUGGUGAAAAAGGUCCUAAUUCAGGAUCCAAGUUUGAGAAACUGUGAAAGUAACAGUGAGGAUCUUUCACAAAGAAAAGCCACUCAUCAGAGGAGAAGCAGCGUAUGAUAAUGCAACAAGAAUUCUGCCAACAGGAGGCAGAGGAAACUUUCAUCCUAGCUGAAAAAAAGCAGCCCUGACAGCAGUCUUUGACCUAUUAUCUGAAUCCUUGGUAUGAUGCUUCUCACUUCUGAAACUACACCAACAGCUGGAUGAUGUUAUAAAAUGCCUACUGAACAUUUGAAAAUUUGGGAUCCAGAUUCCCAGGGAAAUGUCAUAGCACAAGCACCAACUGGAGUGCUUUUAUAUGUGCUUUUAUAUGUGGAGCAAUUUUUCAGUGAUACUUGAGUCUAUUUGUGAUAUCAACUGCACCCAGGACGUAGGGUGCUACUGAUAUGCUUUUACUGCAGAAUAAUUCACAUUCCACACAAUAAUUAAGACUGUGUGCAUGUCAAAGGAGGUUCUCCUCCCUCGCUACUCUGUGCUGGUGAGGCCUCAUCUGGAGUCCUGUGUCCAGUUCUAAGCUUCCCAGCUCAAGAAAGACAAGGAACUGCUGGAAAGAGUCCAGCACAGGGCCACCAAGAUGAUCAGGGGACUGGAGCAUCUUUCUUAUGAGGAAAGGCUGUGGGAACUGGGGCUGUUCAGCCUGGAAAAGAUAAGACUGAGGGGAGAUCUCAUUAAAAGUGUUGGAAAGAUAUUUGUCAAGAGGAUGGUGCAGCUCUUUUUUGUGUAGUGUCCAGUGACAGGGCAAGGGGUAAUGGGCACAAGCUGGAACACAAAAAGUUCCACUUAAACAUAAGAAAAAACUAUUUCACCAUGAGGGUGAGGGAGCCCUGGCACAGGCUGCCCAGGGAGUGUGUGGACUUUCCCUCUCUGGAGGUUUUCAGAACCCACCUGGACAUGUUCCUGUGUGACCUAGUGUAGGUGGACCUGCUUUAGCAGAGGAGUUGGACUAGAUGAUCUCUAAAGGUCUCUUCCAACUCCUACCAUUCAAUGAUUCUAUGAUUAAUGUUUCAGUCAGGGAAAUUGUUAUAGAGUCUUAAGGAAGUUUUUUUUUUUAAUAGAAUGUUUGUAUUUGUUAUUGGCAUAGACAUUUAAUGGCAGAUAUCUGACAGGUUUUUUUGCUGUGUGCAGUACUCUGAUGUUGCCAGAAAUUAAGAAAAAAUCCAUUACAUAACGCAUUCCAUGCCAUUACAUAUCCUAACCUUGAUACUUACUGUACUGCAGCAAGAAUUGUGCUCUGGCCAUUGAUUUUGGCUGAAGACUAGCAUAACUGCCAUUGUCAAUUUUGAGUAUAACUGAUUCUGGACACUGAGAGGAUGAUAGAGGCCAUGGAAAUUUUGUGUUAAAAAGAGAAAAAAACUGUUUACAUGCACCCACUUACAACAUUUUUACAGAAUGAUGUCAGGAUGCUUCACCAAAACAAGGCACUUAAAAACCCAAGGUAUAUGAAGAAAUGGUCUUCAUUAGACUUUGUUAUUGUUUUAAUUUAUUGCCAGCAAUUAGAGAUUCAUAAACACCUAUUUGUGUAGGUGCUGUCGCUGCACAAACUGCAAACAUCUGUGUUUUAUUCAGGGGGUUGUAUCCAAAAUUGAGGAAGUAAGCACUUCUGUAUUGAUGUAAUGUCUUUGUGCUAGGAAGUUGCAUCAUUUCAACUAUGUUAGUUUCUAAGCCAGUGUGGUAGAAAAUUGGUAGAAACUAAUGUGCAUAGACUAAAUAAUGUAGUAAAUAAUAUGCAUAUUUUUCCAUUGAAUGUAUUAGUUCUUAGAAGUUCAUAUUUAUUUUACCAUUUAAUAAAUUAAAAAUCAGAAAGCAAGCCUACUAGAAACACCUAUAGAUGGACAAAGGAACUAUUUUUGUUUGGCUUUAUGGUUGGCACUUCUAGGCUGAGGUUUUAGAGCUGAAGGUGUGAACUGGUGUCUAAAACUGGUAUCAGGUUAAUUUUGUCUGGCUUUCAGUUUCUAAAAAAAGAAAUUAAAAUAUGCUGCUUUGAGUUGUAGCUUUGUAUCCUUGCUUAGGCAGACACUAACAUGCAGCAGGUGAGAGUAUUUCUAUGAAAUGAAGGAAAUUUACAAGAAGCAUUGGAGAGAGAGGUGGAAGGUCAAAUUUGAAGGAAAAAACGUAUAAUGAAGGAGAUGACGAGGGAAAAAUCAGUAGAGAGGAAUUUGUAUGAGAGGGACAUGUAGGGAGUGGUGGUGAAUGUGGACUGGGAAGGUUGAAGGAGAGCGUAGAGAAUGUAGGUGUAGGAACUGUGGGAGAAAGAGAAUGAUUGUUUCAGCAAAUAUGGCAUUGCAUUUUGAUACUAUAUAUUUAAUUUCCUUUUAUUUCAUGUGUUGUGCUGCCGUAGCCUGGGACAUGUGCCUGGUCAGCAGAUAAGGAGCAGAGUAUGGGCUUUUCACCUUCUAUUAAAGGUGUAUUUCUGAACUGUCGGUGUAGUUUUUCAGGCAGAAUUCUCAAAAAGUGCUCUAGUAAUGCAUAUAUUAAAAGGGAGCAGGAAUGGGAAAAGCUAUUGUUUCAGUGUCUGGAGGGAAUCUUUCAUAAAUAGAAAACUAAAAAUAUAUAUUUGGAUAAAAAGCUGCCCAGCUUACCUACUCAGUUUUUCUUCCUGCUUUCCCUGUCCCAUGUGUUAUCGUUAGUUCAUUCUUUAGGCUAUGGAAAACCAAAUAAACUCUCAAAUCAGUUCACAGAGUUGAAAAAGACUUUCAGUUUCCAAACUGGAGAUUGCAGGGGGUGUACAGAAAUUGCACUUCUGAAAAUUAAUCCCUGGUUAAAAUAGCGGCUAGUUUGUUGCAUCAGAAUUGUGCUCUCACAGACAUGGGGUCAUCCUUCUUAUGUAAAAUCCUAGCACUUGGCAAGCAAGACAGAAUGCAGUAGAGAGGCAGCUGGAGGAGCACAAGGCAGUGUGUAAUCAUAAGCUCCAGCUUAUUAAUUCUAUAAAAGAUGUAAGGUGGUGUUUUAACAAAGAUGUUAGAGACAGCUCAUGGCAUUUGGUCUUCAGUCAUCGUUGUGCCUAGGUCAGCUAAGGACAGAAGUGCUGGCUUAGUCAUGGGAGGGCAGGAUGGUCAGCCUUUCUCUUUGGCACUCAGUUGUUUUGUAGCCCCACAUGGCUCCUGAGUGAUGUGGCAUUCAUUGCACAGAAACCACAACAAGCUGCACUUGCAACAGGCCAAAGUACUCCCUAACUGUUCCAGAUGAGAGUGCACUGUGAGUAUAAAAUCUCUUGUUCUCAGGACUAAUGUUUGUGAUUUAUUAGGAAGUUUUACUAUGUUUUUCUAAAUCUAGCUUCUGUAUUUAUCAACCUAUCUAUUCCACUGAGGUGGAAAUUCAGCCCCACCUCAAGGAGGCAUAGUCUAAUUAAACUGUUUACAGCACUGGAGGGCACAUUCCUCAGUGCAAGGGUUUGUUUCCUUCUUAAGGAAGGCUUCAAGCUGGGUUUCAAGGAACAACCAAGAGGGUUAAAAAAACAGUGUGGAAGGCAGAGGUGGUGGGAUGGGAGAUGUAGUACACUUCAGUAGAAGAGUUUAUGUUACAGAAUUUACUUUGUUGGGGGAGAAAAAUCUAUUUUCUGUGUAUUAUUUUUGAGCAGUAAGGAAGCUGGAGGUAAGCAGAGUGAUGGUCUGGAAAAAAAAAAAAGCAAGUACUUUUGCUAAAAUCAGACUAUUGUCACCAUUAUUUUAAUAGUGAUGUUUUUAAAUCUAUGUGCCUCUAUUUUUGUUAAGAUAAAUACUGAUUUUUAAGUGCCUGGAAAUAGUACAGACUGUUAAAAGUAACAAAUAUAUUUGUUAUUCUG